AUGGUGAAUCAGAGGGAGAUUAGUAUGAAAGUGAAUUUCACUGAUAUAUCAGCUGCUUAGAGCUACGUAGCAACUAUGGCUCAGGCUAGCUUAAGCUUUUAAGUGAAUUUAAUUGCUAUUUUGAUAGAUGAAACGAUGCAAUUGCAAAUCGAGUGCUAGAAAGAAUGGAAAAAGAAGAAGUUGAUAAGUCCGUUGAAGCAUAUCUGUGGCUUUCUAAGAAAGGAUUGUUAACAAACAUUGAAAUUUUAAACAGAUAGCUAGUCAUCUUGGAGAUAUGUAAACCUAUUAAACUUGAUAAUAAUCUCUAGUUUUUAAUGGAAACUGAUCUAUGUACACAGCAACUUAGGAGGAACUAAGAAAGGAGCAUUGCUAAAAUUCAAGCAAAUCUACGGAGAAAUGACUGAUUAGUAAAGAUCAAAUUUACAGCAGAUAUACCUCGUUUAACCUUCUCUAUAUAUAAAGAGCAGAUUACUAGUUGAGGGAUGCAUGCAGAAAACUAUUAGAGAUGCCUUUGGAAAGAUGCAAAGUUUCAAUAAGUAAAAAUAUUUACCUUUAUAAAUUCUGGAUACUUAUCAAAGAGAACUGAGUAGUUUACAGACUCCAGAUCUAGAGUUAUAUAAUUAUACUGAAUCUGUUAUAACCAAUACGUCAGAUGCGUCGGAGCUAGAAGAUCCAGUUUUCUAGAAAAAGAGUAGCAGCGUACUCAAUGUCUCCAACUUUGAUAAAGAUCAGAUAAAGAAAGGUAUAUGUUUAAGUCAUGAUACCAUUGGAAAACAUCUCAAAGCAUUCUACAGAGCCCCUAAUUCUGAUUUACCUCAAAUUUUCGUAUACAUUGACAAAUAUUUCUUAGAAAAUCCAAUGUAUCUGGGCAAUUCAAAGAUUUUUAAUAAAUUAGAUGCUCAAGAAUGCUAUGAGUUAGAUUAUCUAGAAACUCAGAUUGUUUUAGGAAAUUAUUCUUACUUGCUAAAACUUAGUGAUCCAAAGAUUGUUAUUACAUUAUUGAGGAAUAUUCUAAAAUACAUGGAAGAGCCACUGUGCACCUAUUAGUACUUUCCCUUAUUCAAAAAGAUUUGUGAAAAUCUAAGUAAGACUAUGAAUUUUGAAGAAAUUAUCGAAUAAGUAAAAAAUCUAAUUCUUCUUUAAGACAAUAUAUAUCAAGAGACUUGGAAAUUUUUAAUAAAACUCUUGAAAAAUUUAACCAAUACUAAAGUCUUUACCAAGAAAUAGCUGGCGUAAAUAUUUUCAGAUGUAAUAUUUAAGGCCCCACAAUUCUGGGCAAACGAUAUGAUGUCUUGGAGAUAGUUCUAAGAUCUCUUAGCAUUAAUUAUUAGCAAGAAUGAAGUCAUUUUCCCUCCAGAUAAUAAAAGCGUUAUUGCUGAAAAAGUUUCAUUACGAUCAGAUGUAGGAAUGGAAGAGUAUAGUCUUUGGGAUCCAGAUACACAAGAUAAAUUUAAAAGUAUUAUACUUGCUUGA
This is a messenger RNA of Stylonychia lemnae, 1473 nucleotides long. The record is from the annotation of a GenBank genome assembly. Lineage: Eukaryota; Ciliophora; Spirotrichea; Sporadotrichida; Oxytrichidae.